This is a messenger RNA of Asterias rubens (European starfish), 1591 nucleotides long. Its product is annotated as AP-5 complex subunit sigma-1-like. Bases 389 to 1039 code for a protein of 216 amino acids. Gene Ontology annotation, biological process: endosomal transport; double-strand break repair via homologous recombination. The record is from RefSeq and is a predicted model, not a curated record. NCBI's taxonomy places the organism in Eukaryota, Metazoa, Echinodermata, Asteroidea, Forcipulatida, Asteriidae. Gene Ontology annotation, cellular component: AP-type membrane coat adaptor complex; late endosome; lysosome. The transcript has a single exon.
UUAUCUCUCAAAGUUGUUUUGAUUGAUUGUGUGUGUGUGUGUUCGUUCAUUUAAACCUUGGAGAUAGUUCAGAAACUCAGCUACAUUCAAAUAACCAGGACUGAAGCUGUAAGUACUCAAUGUCAAUUGGGGAGAAUUAAAAGGCCGAAUAGAGCCCGAACUCGCUACGAAUUAUGCUUCAUGAACACACCAACAAACCACAAACAACCAACAAGUACAGUACCAUCACCAACACGAAUCAGACGAAAAUAGUCGGCCACAUAAAGUUUCGUGGCACCAAGAGUGACCUUUGACCUAGAGGACUAGAUUUAACUGGUACAUCAUUGACAGUACUCAUGUACCAUUGUUUGUUACAUGAAGCAGAGGUUUUUAUCAGUUUACUUUCAAGAUGGUUUAUGCAUUUAUAAUUCACACUCUAAACCUAUCUGCCGGAGCAGGGAUGUGCCGAGUCUUAUACUCCAGUGUAUUCGGCAGUGAUGGUACACCAGACUAUUGUCUUGCAAACAUGGAGGACCAAACUGGAUCAAGUCCUGCAUCAGUGACACUCUCACAACAACAAUUGAACGACAUGCGAACAGUCAGGAAGGAGCAACUAGCGCUAGUGGCUCGCCAAGUCCAGUCCGAGUAUUCAUUCAGAAAAGCGGUGCACGGUGGGGACCAUGCAGAGCAGGAUACCAGUUUCUCCGGACUUCUAGAUGACCCCAGCCAAUUCGAACACGGCAUGUUUCGUCUGAAAGGAGGCGACCCGUUCCAAGGCGAAAAAAUCACAGUAUGGCUAGGACUAGGUUCUGUUGGCUUGGCGUUGAUCUGUGAGAAAAAUGAAAACCGACUGCUAGCAGAGGGCGCCCUCAAACUGUUAGCGAGAUACCUGCAGGAGCAUGUGCAAGUUUUAACUCAGCCAGCCGAACUGCUGACUAAAGGGGACCGUGUGGCCGUUAUAGUUCAUCAAUUCCUACCAAGUGGACGUUUGUUGUUCAUGAACCAUGCCGUUACUAAACAGAUUGAAAGAGACAUGGACAAUUUGCUUCGUGGGAAGUGAACAGUGAUCAAACAUUGUCAAAUUUCUAGGUGCUCCUACCGGGGAAUUCUGCACCUAUCGUCCCAUAGAAUCACACUCUAUACAGGGCAUAUGAAGAAAAACAAUUGAAUACUUUGCUUCAUAUACAAUUCUUAAAAGCAGUUCUAUUGAGCAGCCUUAUUAUCAAUGAAAACUUGUUAAUUUUUGAUGGUGCUGCUUAAGAAAUUUAUUAGCUAAGGAAUAAUUAGCUUAGCAAAACAAGUCCGUGUUUGAAACAAGUUUUAAGUAUGGAUUUUUCACUUGGAGACUAAAAUUGUUAUUUAGUUGAAGUCCGUAUUUAAAGCUAGCAAAGGAUGACAAAGUGUUUGAUUGAAAGCGCUGGAAUUUGACAAAAUAUUGUUGAAUUUAACAUGUGUUUCUGGGUAACCUGGGCCCAAUUGUGGGUGACCUGGAUCCAGUUUCAAAGAGAUAGUUAAGCGCACAAAUCAGCUAAAAGCCCAACAAUGCUUACCAGAAACGUUUACCAGCUAAAAUACCAUUCCACAUGUACCAUCUGUGACCUGGUAUCCUACU